Messenger RNA from Wyeomyia smithii (pitcher-plant mosquito), 3523 nucleotides. RefSeq names its product lysosomal alpha-mannosidase (gene LManII). The transcript has 6 exons. The record is from RefSeq and is a predicted model, not a curated record. Gene Ontology annotation, biological process: mannose metabolic process. NCBI's taxonomy places the organism in Eukaryota, Metazoa, Arthropoda, Insecta, Diptera, Culicidae. Gene Ontology annotation, molecular function: carbohydrate binding; alpha-mannosidase activity. Gene Ontology annotation, cellular component: lysosome. Bases 225 to 3455 code for a protein of 1076 amino acids.
CGCCAGUCAGUCUUUCCCGGCGGUUGGCUCUUGAUGGUUCGAUUUUCUUGCGCUUUUUUUCUUUCAAAUUGUUCGCGUUUGCUCUGUUGAUUGGUAACCUUUCUUAGGUCACCGGCGUCAGGUUGUUAUCAAUUCAGUUCGGUUUCUUUUACAAAAAAUACAUAAAUGUGAUUAGUUUGAAUUGACAAAUGUUCUAAGGAAAACAAACUCGACACGAUAGUGUAAUGAAGAUGUUAAAGUGCUUGAUCCUGUUGAUAGCGGUUUGCGGUGCCUUCGCGGGUCCAAGCGGCCAACGGUGGAGGAAUGGAAAUGGAUUUUAUAAGCGCGGCCAGCGUGACGACUAUCAGGCGUAUUCAGAUGCUGACAGAAGCGGAUCUUCUACUUGUGGAUAUGAGUCAUGCCCGGCGGUUAAGAAGAAUAUGCUUAACAUCCAUUUGGUUCCGCACACCCACGACGACGUCGGCUGGUUGAAGACGGUCGAUCAGUACUACUAUGGCAGUAAAACAUUAAUUCAAAAAGCUGGCGUUCAGUACAUACUUGAUUCUGUGAUUGAUGCCCUGUUGAAGGAACCAUCGCGUCGCUUUAUUUACGUCGAAUCGGCGUUCUUCUUCAAAUGGUGGAAGGAACAGACGCCGGAGCGACAAGACACAGUUCGUGAUUUAGUGAACGAAGGCCGGCUGGAGUUCAUCGGCGGUGGGUGGAGCAUGAAUGACGAAGCAGCCACACACUAUCAAAGUAUCAUCGAUCAGUUCACCUGGGGAUUGCGGCGGUUGAAUGACACAUUUGGGGAGUGUGGCCGACCCCGGGUCGGCUGGCAGAUUGAUCCGUUUGGUCACUCGCGGGAACAGGCUUCCAUUUUCGCCCAGAUGGGUUUCGACGGGCUGUUCUUUGGCCGGUUAGACUACGAAGACAAGCGCCAGCGGAUGUCGAAGAAGAGCGCGGAAAUGCUUUGGCGUUCGAGUGCCAAUCUUGUGGAUGGCGAUCUCUUCACGGGAGUGCUGUACAACACGUACCAACCGCCGCCUGGAUUCUGCUUCGAUAUUCUAUGCUCGGAUGAACCGUUCAUAGAUUCGCCCUACAGUGCGGAGAACAAUGUGGACUCGAAGGUCGACCAAUUCAUAGCCAUUGUACAGAACAUGAGUUCAUCCUACCGCACAAAUAACAUUAUUCUAACAAUGGGUGAAGACUUUCACUACCAAUACGCCGAAAUGUGGUUCAAAAAUCAAGAUAAGCUCAUUAAAUACACCAACGCCCGUCAGGAAAACGGCUCGAAUGUGAACGUUCUCUACUCAACACCCUCAUGCUACCUGAAGGCACUGCACGACGCCGACAUCACCUGGCCCACAAAAAGCGAUGACUUCUUCCCGUACGCUUCGGAUCCGCACGCAUUCUGGACCGGCUACUUCACUUCCCGUCCCACCAUCAAACGCUUCGAACGUGUCGGUAAUCACUUCCUCCAGGUAUGCAAACAACUCUCGGCACUCGCACCCACCAAGGAAAACCACUUCACCGCCCAUCUGAACGUCCUCCGGGAGGCGAUGGGUGUGAUGCAGCAUCACGACGCCGUCACCGGUACGGAAAAACAGCACGUAGCGAACGACUACUCUCGGAUGUUACACCUUGCCAUCGAAGCCUGCGGCGCUAACACUAAGAUCGCCCUGAACCAGAUGGUGGAUCCCGCCCAGAAGAAGCAAACCUUUUCCAAACGAAACUUCCACGGAAUCGAACGCGAGUUCACGUUCGAAUUCGACACCUGCCACUGGUUGAACAUCAGCAAGUGUGAAAUCAGCGAGGGCAAGGACAACUUCAUGGUGACUCUGUACAAUCCGUUAGCCCACUCUGGGUACCAGUACGUCCGGCUGCCCGUUUCUGGCAACAAAUACAUCGUCAAAGACUACCGUGGAGUGGAAACACCCUCCCAGAUGGUUUCGAUUCCGGAGACGAUCCAAAAUCUAAACUAUCGCUUCAGUAACGCCACUCAGGAGUUGGUUUUCCUAGCGAACGAACUUCCUCCCCUGGGGUACAAAUCGUACUUCGUCUCGCGCGUGAUCGAAACCGUAGAUGAUUUCACCCGAAUACAUCGUUCCCCACCGGCAGUAUUCUUGCAAUCCACAGGAGCACCCAAACAGUGGCACGCAGAGGAGGUCAUGAUUGGGAACAAAUACCUGAACGUAAGCUUCGACAGUAAUGGGUUCUUGAGUUCGAUCAGUGCUAACGGUGUUAGCAAUCGCUUGCGACAGACAUUUGUGUACUACGAGGGAGCGAUCGGAAACAAUGUCGAAUGGCGCAAUCGAUCUUCGGGAGCAUACAUUUUCCGCCCCAACGGUACCGAAAAGUACGUAAGCGAUUCCGUACUACUGCGUGUUUUCAAGGGCAAUGUGGUUCAGGAAGUUCAUCAGGUGUUCAACGAGUGGAUCAGUCAAGUGGUUCGAGUCUACGCCGACGAGAAUCACGUAGAGUUCGAAUGGCUGGUCGGCCCGAUUCCGGUGGAUGAUGGUAUCGGCAAGGAGGUUGUUUCACGAUUCUACACAGCCGCUCAGUCGAAUGGCGUUUUCUGGACCGAUUCAAACGGUCGAGAAAUGAUUAAAAGAACACGAAACCACCGGGAUACGUGGAAAUUGCAGCUUGAGGAACCGAUCGCCGGAAAUUACUAUCCGGUGACAACGAAGAUCGCCCUGGAAGAUGACAAAAUUCGGCUAGCGGUUUUGAACGAUCGUGCCCAGGGUGGCUCCAGUUUAGAGGAUGGAUCAUUGGAGUUGAUGGUACAUCGGCGGCUGCUGCAUGAUGAUGCUUUUGGUGUUGAUGAAGCUCUCGACGAAAACGCCUUCGGUAAGGGCCUGAUAGCUCGCGGUAAGCAUUACGUGAUUUUCGGUACGAAAAAGAACACCAGUCCAACUCUGCAGGCUAGGGAGCGAUUCCUGCAGAACCAGGUGCUGCUACCAACGUGGGUCUUCCUAAGUGACACCACUAACUACAAGUACGAGGAAUGGCAGAAGAGAUUUAACAAUAUCUACUCAGCUCUCUCGCUAUCCCUCCCGCUGAACGUCAACCUGAUGACGUUCGAGCCAUGGAAGGAAAACAGUCUCCUGGUGCGUUUCGAGCACCUGCUGGAGAAGGACGAAGACCCAAUGUACUCGAAGCCGGUCCGAUUCAACCUGCAGGAUAUCUUCCGCUUGCUCAGCAUCGAAGAAAUUGCCGAAACUACUCUGGCAGCGAACCAAUGGAAGGAGGAUAACAAACGGUUAAAGUUCAAACCGGAUCCUGCGUACAUGCAACAGGUGACCAGUGCAGAUCUGGUCGAUGUCGAUCCUUCUCUUUCUAGUACCGACCGUACCAACGCAAAGCAGGAAGAGUCAACGGAUGCUUUGCGUAAUGUGAGCAACGAAGGAUACGAGAUCGUACUCGGUCCGAUGCAGAUUCGAACCUUCGUGUUGCAGCUGGAGUUCAGGCCAUAGAAAUACAGGUGUAGACGUAAGUGUGACUGAUACGUACGAAUUAAAUGUUAGUUGUAGUUUUAUCUUAA